Messenger RNA from Nothobranchius furzeri (turquoise killifish), 4828 nucleotides. It is a transcript of the gene has2, whose product is annotated as hyaluronan synthase 2. The record is from RefSeq and is a predicted model, not a curated record. Gene Ontology annotation, cellular component: plasma membrane. Gene Ontology annotation, biological process: extracellular matrix assembly; hyaluronan biosynthetic process. NCBI's taxonomy places the organism in Eukaryota, Metazoa, Chordata, Actinopteri, Cyprinodontiformes, Nothobranchiidae. Gene Ontology annotation, molecular function: hyaluronan synthase activity.
GUAAAAGAGGGGUUCUUCAGCCGCAGCAGCCAGAAAGGAGGCUCCUGACGCACACACACACACACACACACACACUCCCACUCUUGCACACACGCACACACACACACACACACCCGCCUGGAAGAUAUCAGACAGCUGAAAUAGCGGCAGAAGGGAGAUUUUGGCCACUUCUGUGCGCUCUGUAACCUGGGUGCUAGGAGAAACUAAAACAUGGCCCCUGGAGAGAUGAAAUAGGAUUAUUUCAUUCAUUUAAAGACAUAACUGGAAACUUUUUAAACAAUAUAACACAUGCUGUCAAUAUUUAUUUUAGACGUUUUUAUUUAGUAACUUUUCAAUAACUUAAACUGACUGAAUCUCAUCAAAGUUAACGGAGAACAUUUUUUUUACCAUUUCAUUCGUAUUUAUCCCGUUUUCAUCCCGAAGGCUGAAUGAUGCCAGGGUUUACUAACAUGCUCGCAUUCGGACACCGGAGACACAUGGUCCUUCUCUGCGGACUGGACGCAGUUUGAGUGCUCCUGAUUAUUCUCACCACACCUUAAGGAUCUUUUUCCCCCAACUUUUUUAUUUUAUUUUAUUUCAUUUCAUUUCAUUCAUGAGGACUUUACUGAGCGGAUUCAUGAGAGUCAGUGCCUCUCAAACUUUGUUGCUGCUUGUUUCACUUGUGGAUCGGAGCUGACCGGAUCUCUGCUGGAAGACGAAGAGGACAGCAUCUGCUUCAAGAUGAAGUGCCACAAGGUCCUGACCUGUCUGAGGAUAUUUGGGACCACCAUGUUUGGCGUGUCUCUUCUAGUAGGCAUCUCCACUGCCUACAUCAUGGGCUACCAAUUCUUCACAACAGCCCACAAUCACCUAUCCUUUGGCUUGUAUGGUGCUAUCUUGGUCAUCCACCUCAUCAUCCAGAGUCUCUUUGCACUUCUGGAACACCGAAACAUGCGGCGCUCCGUAGAGACUCCCAUUAAACUCAACAAAUCCUUGGCAUUGUGCAUUGCAGCCUAUCAAGAGGACCCGAACUACCUGAGGAAAUGCCUGGUGUCUGUUAAAAGGCUGACAUAUCCAGGGAUAAAAGUGAUCAUGGUAAUCGAUGGGAACACAGACGAUGACAUGUACAUGAUGGAAAUUUUUAAAGAAGUCAUGGGAUGGGACAAAUCAGCCACCUAUGUUUGGCGAAGUAACUAUCACAACAAAGGCCCUGGAGAAACUCACGAGAGCUAUGCUGAGAGCCUUCAGCAGGUGUCCAGGCUUGUGCUGAACAACAAGUGUGUAUGCAUCAUGCAGAAGUGGGGAGGGAAGAGAGAGGUCAUGUAUACAGCCUUCAAAGCACUGGGGAGGAGUGUGGACUACGUUCAGGUGUGUGAUUCCGACACCAUGCUGGACCCAGCAUCGUCAGUGGAAAUGGUGAAGGUUUUGGAGGAGGACCCAAUGGUGGGAGGUGUUGGAGGAGAUGUACAGAUCCUGAACAAAUACGAGUCAUGGAUCUCCUUCUUGAGCAGUGUUCGCUACUGGAUGGCAUUCAACAUUGAGCGGGCUUGCCAGUCCUACUUCGGCUGUGUUCAGUGCAUCAGCGGGCCUUUAGGAAUGUACCGGAAUGCCCUCCUACAUGAGUUUCUUGAAGACUGGUACCAUCAGACCUUUAUGGGAUCCCACUGUAGUUUUGGGGAUGACCGUCAUCUUACGAACAGAGUUCUCAGUCUGGGGUAUUCAACAAAAUACACUGCACGGUCCAAGUGCCUUACAGAGACACCCAUUACAUAUCUGAGGUGGCUCAAUCAACAGACUCGAUGGAGUAAAUCGUAUUUUAGAGAAUGGCUUUACAACUCGAUGUGGUUCCACAAGCAUCAUCUAUGGAUGACUUAUGAGGCUGUGAUCACUGGCUUCUUCCCGUUUUUUCUCAUUGCAACAGCAAUUCAACUCUUCUACCAAGGAAGACUGUGGAAUAUUUUGUUGUUUUUACUCAUUGUGCAAGCAGUAGCCCUGAUUAAAUCAUCAUUCGCCAGCUGCCUAAGAGGCAACAUUGUCAUGGUGUUCAUGUCGUUCUAUUCAGUACUGUAUAUGUCAAGCCUGUUGCCAGCCAAAAUGUUUGCAAUUGCCACUAUCAACAAAUCUGGCUGGGGAACCUCGGGGAGGAAAACGGUGGUGGUGAACUUUAUUGGUCUGAUUCCAAUAACAAUCUGGUUCACCAUCCUCUUCAUUGGGAUCAUAUACACAAUAAUCCAACAGACUAAAAAACCUUUUCCUGAAUAUGAACAAGUUGUUCUGAUCAUUGGAGCCAUUGUUUAUGCCAGUUAUUGGGUCAUAUUACUGACAUUAUAUAUUGUCCUUAUAAACAAAUGUGGGAAAAGGAAAAAGGAGGCACAUUAUGACAUGGUUCUGGAUGUAUGACCUGAGGAGACCAUGCACCGGUUACCACUGAACCAUGUUUUGUUUUGUGUUUUUAAUGUUGCUGUUUACAAAGAUUUUCAUAUACAGAAAAGCUCUGGUGGUGAAAUUGGUUGAGUUUAACCACAAUGGGCAAAGACAUGCAAGUGACUGGGCCCAUGUAGGUAGGUGUUGGCCUUCCUAUAUUACCUAGGUCCAUGAUAUCUUACAUGUUAGGUUGGAAAUCUGCUAGGGUAGGCUAACUAGCAAGAUUGCAUGCAUCAUUGCAGUAGGCACUAACAGUGCUAGGCUUUGUGAUAGUAGCUACCUCUUAACCUCGUCAUAUCCACUGUGCUUCCGACUCACAUUUGAACUCAAAUAAACUGCAGAUUUUCAACCUCCUCCAUUGAGGUUUAACUUGACCACUACAAAUUUUUACCCGCAGAGCGUCAUUGAUGUACAACCUUCAUAAAGGACAUUUCUCCUUUAGAAGUGAGUCACAACUGCAAGUUUGUUUCUACUGUCAGGCAUUUGAAUCUUGAGUCUUGAGUAAAGAAGCAACAGCCUUAUACAACUGGUGAAACGUUUCACAUUGGACACUUUAACUGAAUAAAACAAUUGCUAGGUUGAACAAAAACACUCUGCCUCUCCUCAGUGCAACUCAUAAAGUUGUGUUGAGGAUAACAUAUCAGUGUGCCUAUUCAGUGUUUUCAUCUGUCUUGGCAAUAGAACCAGUUUACAAAGCACAAAGAGCUUUAAAAUGGAGAGCUGCUUUCUGUCUUGUGUAGCACUCAUGUCAUAUGGGAUGUAUCCAAAGAGCCAUCCAUUACCUGCACCUGUUAGAAAGGGUCAGGGAUUGUCUAGGGUGUAUUCCAUACCUAGAGGGAGUUGUCAGUAAGAAGGUAUGAAUGCAGGACCAUCUUACUAUAAAGAGGAAAAUGUAUGGGUCCUUCUGUGGGUCUGACAUUGACUUGCAAGGCCUACUUUUCUACUUUUGCCAAGAAAACGAAGCACUUGUCAUAUUCGUCACAUUGAGUUGUACUCUGGAGAGCAACUUUUAAGGAAUUUAUAAUAGUUUGUGCCAAACCUCCCUAUGUGAUCCACAGAUAUUUGCUGAAGUUGUAUUUUUGCAAACCUGGAUGGCCUUUAAAAAGUUAAUUCAGUCUACAUUAUUAUUGAAUGUAAUGUAUUGAACACCGACAAAUACGGAAUGUUUGUAUUUAUCCCCAUAUGACAUGAAUGCUGAAUUUCUCAUUGUUUACAAGGUGAAGAAUCUCUAAGUCUUUGGUAGACAUCAUUGCCACCUGAUCAGGUGACCACAUGAACAUGUGACCACAAAUGAGAGACUUUGUAUUGCUGCUGUGACUUAUUGUUUUAGUGCAAAAACAGAGACUUUUAUUUCUGUUUUUCUGGAAUAUGACAUUAUGUUGCAUACAUGUUAUUUUUACCAAUCAUUUUUUUAAUGUUUUUAUAUGUUACCAGCAAGUGAACAAAGUAAAUGUGACCCAGUCCAAAGACUUCAUGAUUUUGUCUCUCCACAUGCUUUUGAUCCCUUUCAUACUUUACAAUACUGUACUAGGAAUAUGUGGGUACAUCUUUGUGGCAUGCUGGAUUGUGUUUAAUGACCUUCCAAGGAAUGAAGAAUAGCAAUUUGCCUCCGCUACAUAUAAGAGGAAGCCUGUCUGAGUGGGAAGAGUGCUUCCUAAUCAUAGGAAUCUGAAUAAGGACAACUUACAAGCAAACACCUGUUUGGGAUGAAAUAGGUCCAUUGUUUGCCAUGGAUCAGAAGCAGAUACAUAUUUAAAUAAUAUGCACUUUUAUGUCUCUUCUGUCCUCCAGCAUGAUGCUUGACAUUACCCAAAAAAAUAAAUACCUCUGUUUUUGCAUCAAGGUGUCACAAUGCUGUCCAAAGACUGAUGCAUCAUGAUGGUCUGGAGAAAUUUAUCGUCCUAUUUGUCAUGUUGAAUAUCAAACUGUACAUUUUGAUUAGAAAUAAGAAAUUUUAUGACUUGUUUACUUUUUACUGUAGCAGUUAAACUAUGUUUUUGACUUUUGUAUUCUUUGUGGUAUUUUAAAUAGACAUUUUCCCUAUUUUUACAUAUCUACCAAAGUGUUUUUACAGUCAUAAUUGUUAAAAAAAUGUAUUUGUUCUUUACACUGUUCCAACAGUUACUUUUAUAUCUGACCAAAAAUGUGAAAUUAUGACCUUGGGGGGAAUUGUCUGCAAUAACAAUGGUAAAAUGCAAUUUGUUGGAAUAAGUUAUUGUUUUUUUUUAAUAUUUUUUAACAGUUUAUGAAUGGAAAAGCAUGAUAUUUAUUUAUUCUGUGAUUUGUAGGAUUCCGUUACACAAGAUGGGUAUUUCUAGUGAAUAUCUUAGGCCCUUAAAAUUACAUGUCAACCCUUCAAAAACAAAUAAUGCGUUCAGUGUUGUAAUCUCAACAUUUUUCAUCAUUAAAGAUCUAUGAAAUCUUG